Molecule: messenger RNA, 3152 nt
Organism: Culex quinquefasciatus (southern house mosquito)
Lineage: Eukaryota; Metazoa; Arthropoda; Insecta; Diptera; Culicidae
Gene: eEF2
Product: eukaryotic translation elongation factor 2
Exons: 5
Coding region: 160-2694 (844 amino acids)
Biological process (GO): translational elongation
Cellular component (GO): cytosol; ribonucleoprotein complex
Molecular function (GO): GTPase activity; GTP binding; ribosome binding
Source: RefSeq, a predicted model, not a curated record
GUGUGUUUGUCGUCGAGUCGAAGUAGGCAGCGAGUCAGCCUCAAAAAAGAGAAGAAAAAAACACGUUUUUUAAUCGCCGCCGUGCAGGUUAUUCUGCAGAGAAAGUUGCAAGAAAGUGCGAAAGUUUAACGUGGUUCGACUGCUGAAAGACGACGCAAAAUGGUUAACUUUACCGUCGACGAAAUCCGUGCCAUGAUGGACAAGAAGCGGAACAUCCGCAACAUGUCCGUCAUCGCGCACGUCGACCACGGCAAGUCGACGCUGACCGAUUCGCUCGUGUCCAAGGCCGGUAUCAUCGCCGGUGCCAAGGCCGGUGAGACCCGCUUCACCGACACCCGCAAGGACGAGCAGGAGCGCUGCAUCACCAUCAAGUCGACCGCCAUCUCGAUGUACUUCGAGCUGGAGGACCGCGAUCUGGUGUUCAUCACCAACCCGGACCAGCGCGACAAGGACUGCAAGGGUUUCCUGAUCAACCUGAUCGACUCGCCCGGACACGUGGACUUUUCGUCCGAGGUGACGGCCGCGCUGCGCGUCACUGACGGUGCCCUCGUCGUCGUGGACUGCGUGUCCGGUGUGUGCGUGCAGACCGAGACCGUGCUGCGUCAGGCCAUCGCCGAGCGUAUCAAGCCGGUGCUGUUCAUGAACAAGAUGGACCGCGCCCUGCUGGAGCUGCAGCUGGAGGCCGAGGAUCUGUACCAGACGUUCCAGCGUAUCGUGGAGAACGUGAACGUCAUCAUCGCCACGUACAACGACGACGGUGGCCCGAUGGGAGAGGUGCGCGUCGACCCGAGCAAGGGUUCCGUCGGUUUCGGUUCCGGUCUGCACGGAUGGGCCUUCACGCUGAAGCAGUUCGCCGAGAUGUACGCCGCCAUGUUCAAGAUCGAUGUCGUCAAGCUGAUGAACCGCCUGUGGGGAGAGAACUUCUUCAACCCCAAGACCAAGAAGUGGGCCAAGGUCAAGGAUGACGACAACAAGCGUUCGUUCGUGAUGUACGUGCUGGACCCGAUCUACAAGGUGUUCGACGCCAUCAUGGGCUACAAGGCCGACGAGAUCCCGAAGCUGCUGGAGAAGUUGAAGGUGGUGCUGAAGCACGAGGACAAGGACAAGGACGGCAAGAACCUGCUGAAGGUUGUGAUGCGUACCUGGCUGCCGGCCGGAGAAGCUCUGCUUCAGAUGAUUGCCAUCCAUCUGCCGUCGCCGGUGGUUGCCCAGAAGUACCGUAUGGAGAUGUUGUACGAGGGACCGCAUGACGAUGAGGCCGCCGUUGCCGUCAAGAACUGCGACCCGGAGGGUCCGCUCAUGAUGUACGUGUCCAAGAUGGUGCCGACCACCGACAAGGGCCGUUUCUACGCCUUCGGACGUGUGUUCUCCGGAAAGGUCGCCACUGGCCAGAAGGCCCGUAUCAUGGGACCGAACUACACCCCCGGCAAGCGUGAGGAUCUGUACGAGAAGUCGAUCCAGCGUACCAUUCUGAUGAUGGGCCGUUACGUCGAGGCCAUCGAGGAUGUGCCGUGCGGUAACAUUUGCGGUCUGGUCGGUGUCGAUCAGUUCCUGGUCAAGACCGGUACCAUCUCGACCUUCAAGGAUGCCCACAACAUGAAGGUGAUGAAGUUCUCCGUGUCACCUGUGGUGCGCGUCGCCGUCGAGCCCAAGAACCCGGCCGAUCUGCCCAAGCUGGUCGAAGGUCUGAAGCGUCUGGCCAAGUCCGAUCCUAUGGUGCAGUGUAUCAUCGAGGAGUCCGGCGAGCACAUCAUUGCCGGUGCCGGUGAGUUGCAUCUGGAAAUCUGUCUGAAGGAUCUGGAGGAGGACCACGCCUGUAUCCCGCUGAAGAAGUCCGACCCCGUCGUGUCGUACCGUGAGACCGUCUCGGACGAGUCCGACCAGAUGUGUCUGUCCAAGUCGCCGAACAAGCACAACCGUCUGUUCAUGAAGGCCGUCCCGAUGCCCGAUGGACUCGCCGAGGACAUUGACAACGGUGACGUGAACUCGCGUGACGACUUCAAGGUGCGUGCCCGUUACCUGGCCGAGAAGUACGACUACGACGUGACUGAGGCGCGUAAGAUCUGGUGCUUCGGCCCGGACGGAACCGGCCCGAACAUCGUCGUCGACUGCACCAAGGGUGUGCAGUACCUGAACGAAAUCAAGGACUCGGUCGUCGCUGGCUUCCAGUGGGCCUCGAAGGAAGGUGUGCUGGCUGAGGAGAACAUGCGCGCUGUCCGCUUCAACAUCUACGACGUGACGCUGCACGCUGACGCCAUCCAUCGCGGUGGUGGCCAGAUCAUUCCGACCGCGCGUCGCGUCCUGUACGCGUCGUACAUCACGGCCGCUCCGCGCAUCAUGGAGCCCGUGUACCUGUGCGAGAUCCAGUGCCCGGAGGUCGCCGUCGGCGGUAUCUACGGUGUGCUCAAUCGUCGCCGUGGCCACGUCUUCGAGGAGGCCCAGGUCGCCGGUACGCCCAUGUUCGUCGUGAAGGCCUACCUGCCCGUCAACGAGUCGUUCGGCUUCACCGCCGAUCUGAGAUCCAACACCGGCGGACAGGCGUUCCCGCAGUGCGUGUUCGAUCACUGGCAGAUCUUCCCCGGAGACCCAGCCGAGCCCGGCACCAAGCCGUACGUCAUCGUGCAGGACAUCCGCAAGCGUAAGGGCAUGAAGGAAGGCAUCCCGGAUCUGUCACAAUACCUGGACAAGUUGUAAAUCAUUCUUUAUUGUAACACCCUUCUUACAAUUCAACAACAACAACAACAAAACAACCUAGCAGAAUAUGGAAGGCAGGAGUGUGUGUCCAGAGCUACAACAAUUAAUAUAAAGAGAAUAAUUUAUACAUGUUUACAAAAGUGACAAAUCCGGGCGCGCGCCUCCUCGUGCGUGCCUUUGCAUCCACUCAGAGCAGAACUACAAAUCCCUUCACCACCACCAAAACCCACGCUUUUCGCGCCGCGCUUUUUCCCUUCGAUCAACAAUCUCCGGCUCGUGCCGGGGGCUCCAUCGUGCUCGUGCUGAAGAAAAAAACAACAGAACAAGUAGAAGAAGACAACAAGAGAACGUCAGUGUGUGGCAGAACGUAAAGCGUAAAAUCAAAGCAAGAGAGAAUAUAGAAGAUGCGACAUCUUGUUGAGCAAAAAACGCCAAACUAACUGGCGCAGAAACGCAAA